AAAAUUACCGUCACCACUAGGGACGGUAAUUUCAGUUAAUGGAGCCGGAGCCAGGCUCAAAGGUCACUCGUAAAUUAUAUCGUACGAGUACACGUAUCAUGCUACGAUAGCACAGGUAUUACUCAAUAUGUUUCACGUGAGAUACCUUACUAUACACGUUCUUAAUUCUUAUUGGUCGCUAUCUACCUAUAUAAAGCGCCACACCUAAAGUAAAGUCAUUCGCUCUUUCGCUUCAUAAGCUACGGGUACUGUAAAGAAACAUUUGAAUAUGCCUAAACGUUCGCGUUUGUCUGGAGGAGAUGAGUUUUCUCGCCUUUCUACCGAGGUGCUUGGUCUGCGACUACAAGCCCUCAACCUGCCCUCUGGUGGAACACGGCAGCAACAAAUAGAUCGCCUCCGGCAAGCCACUCGAGGCGGUGAGGAGGCUUCACCUUCAGCCCCGAGGGGCAAAAGGGGGCGCCAAGCGCCCACCAGUCAUCCGACGGAUCCGACCACCAGUCAUCCGACGGAUCCGACCGGUUUUUCUGAAGCCCAGCUGUCGGUAAUACGGAAAACUGUGUCCGACGCUCUCGCAAGUUGGCGACCACCACAACAGGACACUCCAUCACCACCAGUCGUCGCAAGCGAAGGCACUCCUGGCUCGGCGUCUCCCUUGGUUCUCGAUCGCCCAUUGGACGAGGCACUAGAGGGCAAGAUUACUCGGGGUGAGUACAUCGAUCUUGCUCUCCUUCUCCCCGAUAAUCUUGCGCACGCCGGGCCCGAAUUCCAACUUGGUUUCGCCGAGAACUCGGAGAGCGUCAGGCUCUUGCGCAAUAAACGACAGAGCAUAGACUCAUUCUAUAAAUGGGUCAUCGCAUACACGCGGUAUGCGCUUACGAUCGUCACGGCAUUUCCAAGACGGGCCCGGGAGAUGAUCCAAUACCAAGCGAUCAUUUCAUCCGCGGCGGCAAAAUACCGGGGUUUUGCGUGGCUCACAUAUGAUGAGAACUUUCGCCGCUAUGCCGCUCAGGAUCGCUCAAUUCCCUGGGAUCGUGUCAAUCUUGAACUGUGGACGGUAACAUUCGCCGGGUUGGCUAAACCGCACUGCGCUUCGUGUUCCAGCCCCUUCCAUCGCUCCGAAGACUGCCCUUCUGGUCAACACCGCCUCGCCACACACCGCUCACCGCGCAUUCAUCGUAACAACGUGUGCUUCGACUUCAACCGAGUCACCGGCUGUUCCCGUCAAGCCUGCAUCUACCCCCACGUUUGCCAAAAAUGCGCCGACUCCCAUCCCGCUCACCAGUGUCGCGCCGGAAUCUCCGCAUCCGCAGGCCAGCGCCAUGGCAACAGAAGCCAAGCUCCGGGUCGCCCAGCUGCACAGUAAAAGAAAGGCAACGAUAAGUACACCGAUUAAAAUAGAUCUUCUAGAACAGGAACUAUCGUACCAUCCAGAUCGUGAAUUCGUGACUUCCCUACUUAAUUCGUUACGUUUCGGUGCCCGCAUCGGUUUUGAUGGCACCCAAAAGUCUCGUGUUUCACCUAAUCUUAUUUCAGCUCGGGUGCACCCUGAGAUAAUUUCAAAAAACAUAGAAAAAGAGGUCAACUUAGGUCGUAUGGCAGGCCCGUUCUCCGCGCCCCCAUUACCUAACUUUCAAUGCCACCCAGUUGGGGUAGUGCCCAAAAAACAUUCGGCCGACUGGCGCACUAUUUAUCAUUUAUCUUUCCCCGAGGGAGAUAGCAUUAACGAUGGAAUUCCUAAAGACCCUUACUCACUCCAGUACGUUAGAGUGGACGACGCUAUUAGCAUUCUCACCUCACUCGGCAAACGUGCCUUUAUGGCAAAAACCGACCUCAAAUCGGCGUUUCGUCUAAUUCCAAUACACCCGAACGACUGGAAUUUACUGGGGGUCCGUUGGGAGUCUCGUUAUUAUGUGGAUUUAUAUUUGCCUUUUGGUUUACGCUCGGCGCCGUUUUUAUUUAAUCAACUCUCCGAAGCGCUAGAGUGGGUUCUUUAACAUAAUUACAACGUUCGUAAUGUUAUUCACAUAUUGGAUGACUUUUUCGUAGCGGAGUCAUCUAAACUAGGCUGUUUAGAGAGUUUCACAAGACUGCUUAAAUUCUUUAUCUCAGUGGGGGCCCCUGUUGUGGCUUCCAAAACAAUCGGUCCUAGUACUACACUUGAAUUCAUGGGAAUCGAGCUCGAUACCCUACGUAUGGAGGCGCGCUUACCUUCCGAUAAAUUAGAACGUCUUAAAGCAUCCUUGCGGGAUUUCAAGCGAAAGCGUUCCGCUCGCCUCAUAGAGCUUCAAUCCUUAAUCGGCACUUUGCAAUUCGCCUGCCGCGUUGUUGUUCCGGGUAGAACUUUCCUUCAGCGCAUCAUAGAUCUCACGCGUCGGGUAAAUCACCGAUUUCAUCACGUCAAAUUGAGCCACGGUUUCUUUCAAGAUUUAGCAAUUUGGCAGCAGUUUACGGAGAACGGCAAAGCUUUCUUCCUCGAAGAAGCAAUCCGAACCAGCCCGGAUAUGGAACUCUAUUCCGACGCUAGCGGUAGUAUCGGUUUCGGCGGUUACUUCUCUGGGCGCUGGUUCCAAGGCCGAUGGCCGCCUCACCUCGCCAUAUCCAAAAAGACAGGCAUUAGUAUCGAAUGGCAAGAAUUAUUUCCUAUAGUAGUAGCCUGCUCCCUAUGGUGCUCCGAGUUCUCGGGCAAGCGAAUUCAGUUCUGGUGUGACAAUCAAUCAGUCGUUCACAUUGUCAACACAGGUCACUCAAAAGCGCCCAGGAUUAUGUCACUUAUGCGUCACUUAGUAGGCAUUUCCAUGGCUCACAAUUUUGUUGUGCGUUGUCGCUUCGUACCAGGUCAUUUCAACGGCAUUUCUGAUGCACUUUCUCGGUUUCAGAUGGCACGAUUCAGAGAGCUCGCACCGGCCGCGGACCAGACCCCUUGUGUCAUCCCGCCUUCGCUAAUGACCCUCUAACGCGCGAGGUGAAACACUACGCUGAUAAGGCCCUUGCUAUCAACACCAAACGCACUUAUCACGCAGGCGAGAAACAGUUCAUUGACUUCUGCCUCAUGAAUAGGCUUUUUGACAGCCACGGAGACAUUCUCCCAGCUAGUGAGAGUACUCUUAUCUAUUUUGUUACCUUUCUCGCGCGUAGAGUAAAGCACGGUACUAUUCGCACAUACUUGGCGGCCGUUCGCAACAUGCACAUCGAAAACGGAUUUCAGGACCCUAUACAGGGUCGCCUAAUUUUAAACAAGGUUUUGCGGGGCAUUUUACGGGUGCAGGGUCAGCACAAAACAGCUCGUCAACCCGUAACUCCACAGCUCUUAAAAGCCAUUCGUCCGGUUUUGCUUAGCUGGCUAAGCGCACAUAAUUUCCAUAUGAUUUGGGCGGCAUUCACACUUGCCUUUUUUGGUUUUUACGUUGUAGUGAGUUUACUUGCCCAGGCGUACGCAACUUUGACAUAGUUUAUAACUUAUCUCCAGUCGACAUAAAUUUCCACCCUAACCCUUCAGCACCGCUUUACAUGAAAGUCGUCAUUAAGGCAUCCAAAACCGACCCUUUCAGGCAAGGCACCGUUUUGACAAUCGCACGCUCCGGUUGCGACCUAUGCGCCGUGUCCGCGAUGCAAGAGUUCGUUCGCAUCUGUGGGUACACAACAGGACCACUUUUUCGGUUUCGUUCCGGUAAAUACCUAACUCGGUCAUUGGUCUCUAGCAUUCUUAGAGACGCAGCACGCGCUUGCGGCCUUCCUCAUAGCAGUUUAAAGGGGCACUCAUUUAGAAUUGGGGCGGCAAGCUGCGCUGCCGCUGCAGGCCUGCCCGACUGGCUUAUCAAAGUGCUUGGUCGUUGGUCCUCUGAUUGCUACCAGCUUUACGUACGUACACCACAAAACAUUUUAUUAACUGCUGCACCAAAAAUGGCGAUAGUCCAGCCUGUCACGCUGACUUAAGCAUUGUUGUUAUUGCGCUUGGGGGGAUGCAUUCUGCAUCUUGUGGCGGUUAGUUCUGUCUGACGACUUCCCCAAGCGGGGUUUGUUUGCUAUAAGGUGUGCUUGUGCGUUUGUGGACCAGCCAAUACUCUCGUCCGAUCCUUCACGCGGAGUGUAGGGGAGAUGAGUGAGGCCUAAAGGUCAUAUGCUUACACUACAGUUGCUACGUCACGCGCUAGUCGUCACGUCACGCUAACUCGCUUUCGAUCGGUCUGUCUCCCCCCCAUAUUCUGCCAUAGUCGUGCCUAGUGUAUUCAUUGCGUUGCAAAGCGGGCAUUUCCUUUUCACGCGUAAAGCGACAUUAAUCCAAAAUUACCGUCACCACUAGGGACGGUAAUUUCAGUUAAUGGAGCCGGAGCCAGGCUCAAAGGUCACUCGUAAAUUAUAUCGUACGAGUACACGUAUCAUGCUACGAUAGCACAGGUAUUACUCAAUAUGUUUCACGUGAGAUACCUUACUAUACACGUUCUUAAUUCUUAUUGGUCGCUAUCUACCUAUAUAAAGCGCCACACCUAAAGUAAAGUCAUUCGCUCUUUCGCUUCAUAAGCUACGGGUACUGUAAAGAAACAUUUGCCCACCCUCCCCCCCUUUUACUGACAGGUUUCUUUGUGUGUACAGGCAGUGUUAGCUUGGCGAUCAACUGUAAACAAGUAUUAACUUAAUCAUUGCUUUAUUAUUGAAAUAAACCGGGGAGUAUCUCCGAGA
Molecule: messenger RNA, 4677 nt
Organism: Nematostella vectensis (starlet sea anemone)
Lineage: Eukaryota; Metazoa; Cnidaria; Anthozoa; Actiniaria; Edwardsiidae
Exons: 1
Coding region: 269-1363 (364 amino acids)
Source: RefSeq, a predicted model, not a curated record